AUGGGGCCCGCUGUGUCUGCCCUGGGUCUCAAGCAGGCAGCAAGGAGGCUGUGCUCAGGGCUCUUUCCACGCUUGCAUUUCCCUAUCCUGGACACAUUCCACGAUAUCCUCAACAAUUUCACAGGGCCAGUUCGUGGGCUGGAGAUUGCGGAGGCCGGGGAGAGCCCGCUGAACAUACUCCAGCGAUGGCGAUACCGAAAGGCAACGGACCCGAGGGACAAAGCUUUUGCACUGAUGGGCAUGUUUUCACACACACCCAUCCCUGGUGUGCAAAUCUGCGACUACGACAUGUCCGUCGUCAAUCUAUACAAGAAGGUUACCACGGGGCUGAUACAGAGUGAGAAAGGCCUCAGACCACUUGUCGGCCUGCGGCCGAACAGCAUCCCAGAUCUCCCUUCAUGGGCGAUUGACCUGUCACAAACACCUUGUGACAACACCCCACAUUGGUGGUGGAACCACUCCCACCGGUACAAGAAGUUCGCGGCUGAUGGUGGGGAGGAUCUGCAGUUCACGUCGCCAUUGCAUGGAGACAGCCUGCUCUCUUUAAGGGGCAUAUCGGUAGACAAGGUACAAAAGGUCGGAAGCCCACUCCGAGGAGAUGGCCCAGAGAGCAUUUCGAACGAUCAAAUCAUCGAAUCCACGAACAUCUGGCAGCAGCUAAUGGAACGAGCGCUGGGAGACCGGAAGUAUCCCAGUGGUGAGACUCCAGCUGAUGUAUUUUGGCGAACCAUGAUGGGAGACCUUCUCAUGCAAGAGUUCCCGCUGCGGAGGGCUAAUGAGAACGACGCUCGCCUAGCCGCUUUGCAAUUCCAUGGAGGCAGUCCCUUGAACAAACUCAUCUGCAACUCCGUUCGCAUGAUGAUAGUUGGUCAGACCUUCUUUGUCACAGAGAGAGGGUACGUUGGUGUCGGUCCACCGAACUUAGCCGAGGGGGACGAGGUUUGGGUGCUUUCGGGCGGCAAGGUGCCGUUCAUUCUGCGGCCAUCCACUGGCGAUAAAAGCCCUCGAAGUAGUGCGACUUCCAUAUUCUCCCUGAUAGGUGAUGCCUUUGUGUAUGGCAUUAUGGACGGGGAAGCAAUAGCGUUGCACAAGGGCGGGCCGCAGGCUGUGUAUCUGCACUGA
Messenger RNA from Colletotrichum siamense, 1122 nucleotides. RefSeq names its product Heterokaryon incompatibility protein 6, OR allele. Lineage: Eukaryota; Fungi; Ascomycota; Sordariomycetes; Glomerellales; Glomerellaceae. The record is from RefSeq and is a predicted model, not a curated record. The transcript has a single exon. Bases 1 to 1122 code for a protein of 373 amino acids.